Molecule: messenger RNA, 1718 nt
Organism: Condylostylus longicornis
Lineage: Eukaryota; Metazoa; Arthropoda; Insecta; Diptera; Dolichopodidae
Exons: 4
Coding region: 149-1381 (410 amino acids)
Biological process (GO): ubiquitin-dependent protein catabolic process
Cellular component (GO): cytosol
Molecular function (GO): polyubiquitin modification-dependent protein binding
Source: RefSeq, a predicted model, not a curated record
UCCACAAAGUCUAUCAACACAGUUUCUAUGUAUUGAAAUUAAAAAUAUUCGUUUCGCAUUUCGCAUCGAAGUCGUAAGACAAUCAAAUCGUUCAAAUUAAAAAAAACUUAUUCGUAAAAACAAAUUAUUAUAAAAAUAAAUAAAAAACAUGAAUUUAUAUGCUCAAAUACGGGUGUCGAAAACGGAAAAUACUUUAGAGAAUCCAAUGACCAUUGCAUUCGAUUCUACGGAUAUUACAACAAAAAAAUUAAAAUCUAAAAUUUCGAGAGCUGCAAACUUAAAUGAAAACGAAAUUGAAAUUCUUUAUCGUGGUAAAUUGUUAGAGGACAAUAGUUCAUUAGACAUUUUACCUGAUUCUAUUGUUCAAGUAAUAAAGAAAACAAAAGUCUCAUCUUAUACACCAAAAACAUAUACUAAAACAGACUGUGAAAGAAUUGCUAAAUUAUUUGGAACAGUUACUGGAACUCAAAUAAAUGUGGCGAUUAGAAUUAAUAUCUUGACGAAAAUUCUUUUAGAAUAUCCAGAGUUUCGUAGGAAUUUAGGUGCACAAGCCUUAAUAAGGGAUUCAGUUUUAUUUCAUUCAUUGGAUAAACCGGAAGUUAUUGAGAAAGUUGCAGAAAACUAUAGCAUAAUUUGUGAUGCGGCAGAAUUUAUUGUUAAAACAACUAAAAAAGAAUUAGCCAAAAAUGUAAAUAAUGUCGCAUAUACAAUAACUGAAGAAGUAUUUUCUGAUUACACAUCCAGUAGCUCUGAAGAAGAAAAUUCGAGUAAUGGAGCAAAUCAUCAACAACGAAUGAUAAGAAGAAUUACUCACGAUCAACUGCAAGCAGCAUUAUCCAAUAUGGGUUCUGGAUCUCGGAAUUCUUUGUCAAAUAUCGCCCAAAGAAAUGCAAAUUUGAUUGAAGAACAACAACGAAGUCAACAAUCUCAAGGACCAUCUAAUUCACAAGGAAAUUUCCCAAUAAAUAGAAUUUCUUCAUCUCAUCUUAAUAACGCAUUACAGCGAGCCUUAAUGCGUGGCUUAAAUAGUGAAGGUAACAACUCAAAUGUUUCUCCUCAAACAUCUCCAUCUGCUUCCAACCCUGGAGGUCUUGCAACUCAACUUCAAUCGGAAAACGUUGAAACAAUGGAUACACAAGAAACACCAACUGUUAUAGUUGAUGAUAGUAGUUUAGAUGAUUUACCAGCUCGCUAUCGUAACCAUCAAUAUGCAAAGCAAAUGCGUCAAAUGAGAGAAAUGGGUUUGAAGAAUGAUGAAGUAAAUGCAAGUGUUUUAGGUAUAACUGGAGGAAAUGUUGAAAAUGCUGUUAAUUUGGUGUUAACAUCAAAUUUUGAAAAUGAUUUCGGUAAUUUAGGUGGAAGUCAAGACAGUUCAUGGUGAUUAUAAAAUCUCAUUUCGUAUAUUUUACAAUAAAAUAAGAAAAUUUAAAUUGUCCAAUAUAUAAAAAAAAAAUAUUCUUAAUGGAAAUUGUAUUUAUUAAAUCUUUGAAACGUAUUCAAUAAAAAAAAAAAAGCUAUGGCUUCAAAUAUAAAUUAUAGAGUUUUAUGAAUUCGGAGUAUGUAUGUCAUUGUAUUAGACUAUUUUGAAAUAUAUUUUUAAAUUUGAAUUGCUUUUAAUUUUUGUUAGGUACAUAGGCAAAUUUCUUUAUGGGAAAUGUUGCACAUGUAUUUUAUAUGAAUAGCAAAACAUUUUGUAAUAAAUUUAAUUUUUUUUAUAA